Cottoperca gobio is the source of this 4120-nucleotide messenger RNA. RefSeq names its product homeobox B4a (gene hoxb4a). The transcript is spliced from 2 exons. Gene Ontology annotation, biological process: positive regulation of transcription by RNA polymerase II; embryonic skeletal system morphogenesis; anterior/posterior pattern specification. Gene Ontology annotation, molecular function: RNA polymerase II cis-regulatory region sequence-specific DNA binding; DNA-binding transcription factor activity, RNA polymerase II-specific. The coding region runs from base 1567 to 2301 and encodes 244 amino acids. Gene Ontology annotation, cellular component: nucleoplasm; nucleus. The record is from RefSeq and is a predicted model, not a curated record. NCBI's taxonomy places the organism in Eukaryota, Metazoa, Chordata, Actinopteri, Perciformes, Bovichtidae.
UUUCGAUUUAGAGACGGUCAAUUUUCUCGAAACAAAGGACUUGGAUCUUGGAUAUCUCCAUCAUCUUGCCUGUUUGUGAGUGUGUGUGUUUGUGUGUGUGUUUAAACCCACUGAUAACACUACUGAAAGUGUACAACCUCCUUUUGAUUUGAAAAACAUCCAUUUCCCGGGAUUUGUAGCACAUUUUAUGUUUUGGUGUCAUGUUUCUGUGCUGGGUGCAUGCAGACAUAGCUGUACGCAGAUCUACUGGACUGUAGGAAGUUUACUGUAAAAUGUGUUAAGUGAGAACGCUGGGAAAACAGAAGGAUUAUUGUUCUUUAAUAAUGCAGUGUGUUGUUUCUGUGAGUAAUGCAGGUUUAAGUCUUUGUUUUAUUGUGUUUUGUGCAGCAGUACACAGAGACAGUAGUGGAGACUUAGACUGUGUGUUACAUGGUAAUGUGAUAAUGUUUGAAAUGGGGAAACAAAGCUUUGAAAGUCAGUGGCAGUGAGCCUGUCAUGGUUGGUUCAGUAAAGGGCAAAGUCAGGCGCACAGUCUGAAUGGGGAAUAUGGACUUGCUAUGCCCGUGAUGUUAAUACCGGAAAGUGGAGUGCAAUGCAUCCUGAUUAGUCAAGCAUGGAAAAAGGCGACACUGGCUGAGGCUGAAUUACUAUGUAAGGGGAGUUACAUUUGGAGUGUGUGCAAGUUAGUAACACUGGUUUAAAAACGAGGGAGCCGGUGCUGGAUCAUCGUUCCUAAUGCAAAAGUCUGCUGGUGAUUUAGAAGGCCGUGUAACCUGAAUUAGUUGAUGAAUUUUCUAUCGAUCCUAAACAAGCCAGAUUUAUCUCUGACACUGGCCGGCUGCUGGGUGGCGGCGCAGCAGCCGGCCAGGCCACUCUCCCACUCCCCGGUAUUAGCGAUUUAAGAAGAAAGGAAAAAAAGAGAAAGUUUUGGCAAGCAUGUCCCUACACACACCCAAAUAUAUACACAGAGGGUGGUGCAGGCGCCACUUUAAAUCCCCCCGAGCACUUUCUUUCUGCUGCUUCUUUUUUCUUUUUGAAGUUCCAGCCAUAUGCGUAAUAGGGGGAAGGGGUUCGUUUGCAUAGGGGAGGACUUGUCAUAUUUACUGUACUCUGUUGCUCGUGUGUGCCCUUGCGCGCGCGUUUCUCAGUGCGGCUUUAGCUCGAGCGGAAUGUAUUUUAUUGUCAGACACGCGUUGUUAUUGUUGUGAUUCUCUGCCUGUUUAGGACGGCAUGCGUGCCGACAUGUGGCAUGAGAUAUAUAGAGCAUGGGGCCCGGGGAGGGAGAGGGGAAAGUAUUGUAAAACGGUGAAUGCCCACAAACUGAGGCCAUAUGAUGAUGCGCGUGUGGGGGCCGUGUAUAUACUUAAUCCCAUUUCCUUAUCCGGGGUUCGUCCUGGAGGUGCGCCAUUGGUCGACUGCCGUCACGUGGCUUCUUAACUUUGUUCACUUGACAGAAAAGUAGGAGGGUUCAACGGAACAGGAAUAACCGAAGAGUAAAGGGAUGAGAUAUAAAUUUUAGUUAUAUAUUUUCCGAGUAGGUGCAAUUCCACAAAAAGACUGACAUUAAUGGCCAUGAGCUCCUAUUUGAUCAACUCCAACUAUGUGGACCCGAAGUUCCCCCCGUGCGAGGAAUACUCACAGAGCGACUAUCUGCCCAGCCACUCUCCGGACUAUUACAGCUCCCGGAGGCAGGAGCCUGCUGCCUUCCAGCCGGACUCUCUCUACCACCACCAUCAACAGCAGAACCACCACCCCCGAGCCGAGCCGCCGUACACGCAUUGUCAGCCUCCAGGGCAUCCCGCCUCGGUGGUGAUGUCCCCUCGGGGUCACGUCCUCCCCCCGGCCAGAUUGCAGACCACCCCCGUCCCGGAGCUGAGCCACCGCAGCGACUCGGUGACACCCAGCCCGCCUCCGCCUGCCUCUUGCGGCCAAACGCCCCACAGCCAAAGCACUUCGUCCCCAUCGAGCACUCGGAAGGACCCCGUCGUCUACCCGUGGAUGAAGAAAGUCCAUGUAAACAUCGUGAGUGCAAACUACACAGGGGGUGAGCUAAAGCGCUCUCGGACGGCCUACACGCGCCAGCAGGUUCUGGAGCUCGAGAAGGAGUUCCACUUCAACCGGUACCUGACGCGCAGGCGCAGGGUGGAGAUCGCGCACACGCUCUGCCUGUCAGAGCGACAGAUCAAGAUUUGGUUCCAGAACCGGAGGAUGAAAUGGAAGAAGGACCACAAACUGCCCAACACCAAAGUCCGCUCCGGGACAAACACCAACACAAACUCCCAGGCUCUAACCGGAUCCUAGAACUGCACCGGGCCCCUGUAGCCUUUGGGUCCUUUGGCUCAUUGUCUGAUUGUUGCCCUCCCUGUUCCCAAACUGAACGCCGAAGCGGCAGCCACGCUUGUAACCACGGAGCCUGCACUUUUGACCGGAAUAACGCCUUUGCUCUGGAGGGAGGGAGAGAUGUUAUUGCCGCCUGAUGUUACACACAAUAAUAUGACGUUAUGAUGUGGGAGGGGUGGAGGGGAAGAUUUCCCAUUCAUACAAAAUGAAAUGAACAAAAGUAGGUGAAGGAAACUGAACGAACUGAGAACAUGAUGCGGCCGCUUCUUUUAUUUUAUCCCCUCAGUCUCUGUCUGCCUUGUGCUCCCUGCGUUUUAUAUGUCUGUCUUUUUAUACUCCCCUCUCUCUUCCUCUCUGCGACAGAGCAUCACACGGUAGGCUCAGGAUAAUGUGCGUGUGCUUUCUUUUUUUCCACCCGAGAAUAUUUUUUGGUGAAGAUGGAUCCUCGUUUUCAUCUUUAAUCAUGCCAAACUCGGGCCCCAUUUGUCAUGUUUACUCUGCGGGUACAAAGCAAAGGGGUGAACCGCGGCUCUGCCCAUUACCCCCCUCUGCACCCCUCCCCUCCCCGAACCACUACUCCUCACCCUCCCACCUACUCACACACGCACGUGUAAUAAAAUGGAACUCUCGUUUCGUCAAGAGAAGUAUUCUUACACACACACACACACACACACACACACACACACACACACACACACACACACACACACACACACCCCUCUGCCCGUCCUUAUAGUACUCGAACAUCAAAUGUAACCUCCGGUAUGAUCCAAUAUGACAGAAGACAGUUUCUGUCUUGCUGUUAUAAUUAUAACUGUUGGUAUUUCUGUUUUGUUUAAUGACAAAAAAUAGCUUUUUAAAUUUUAAUUAUAGGUAUCUUUCAAUUCAGUGUUGAUUGUAAAACGAUACUUUAUGCUGUUAUUGCUGAGGACGACAAGCAGCGUUUAUGUGGUCCGUUGAUUGUUCAUGUUGUGAUGUUGUAUACAGGGAAACAGACUGACAGGGUGAUGCAAUUCAAAUAAAGUUAAAUUAAUGCAUUUCCACUACGUACCAAACAGGGUUUCUAAAGCUUCCUAAACAAAGGACACUAAUGUCCAAACCAAAAUCCUGGUACAAAUAGAACACAUUAUAAACGCAGCACUAUACAAUGUACUACCUAUUACCUCAGUUGUACUUAUAUGUUUUUUUAUUUUUUUGGUCAUCUUAUUUUGUCUUGCUCGUUCAAUGAAGUGACAGCUUUUCGAGCUUUUAUAUUUUUGGAAAUUUUUAUUAUAAUAAUUAUUAUUACCUGCAAUACAAACAGCGCUAUUCAUUUCUUGUACGUGGAAAUUAAAAAAUGUAAUUUAAUUAUAAGCGAUUGUUAUAGCCAGGGGCACUCAGAAAAUAAGGAGCCUUUUAUUGCAUGUCUGAAUGGUGUUGCUUUAUUUUUCUGUUUCUUUCUCUUUGUCCUUCCUUUCUCCGCACAUUAAAUGCGCGCACACUUCCUUUCCCUUCUUUUCUUCUCCUUCCCUCUCUGUUCGGUCACCUUGUGCCACGUUUUAGAUAUUUUAUUCUGCAAGUGUUUUUUUUUAUUAAUGUUAUUUUAUUUACAUUCCAAAGAUCCGUUUCUGUCGUUAUUAAUGAUGAUAAUGAUGAUAAUAACAAUGAUGGUAUUGUUGAACAUGUGUUACCUCCUCCGAUAUGUAAGUUGCUCCUUUCUCUGCUUCUGCCUCCUCAGUGUCUACCUUCCUAUUAUUUGUAAAUAGUUCAUAGAAAUUUAAAUAAAUGGCUAAAAAUAUAA